This is a messenger RNA of Nymphalis io (European peacock), 1338 nucleotides long. RefSeq names its product phenoloxidase-activating factor 2-like. Gene Ontology annotation, biological process: proteolysis. Gene Ontology annotation, molecular function: serine-type endopeptidase activity. Bases 157 to 1311 code for a protein of 384 amino acids. The transcript has 9 exons. NCBI's taxonomy places the organism in Eukaryota, Metazoa, Arthropoda, Insecta, Lepidoptera, Nymphalidae. The record is from RefSeq and is a predicted model, not a curated record.
AUAGCGCUCGCGUUGCGCGCAUGUGUGUUUCUGUAUAUGUAUUAUAUCAAAGCUUAUAAGUUCUGUGAACGUGUUUCUGUGUAGGAAUAAUAAGAUGUUAAAAAUACAUAGUUGAUUUUCUUAUGUCAUCAGUUGUUUCGAAUAUCACAUGCAUAAAUGUCAUUCAAGAUGUAUACAUACGGAAUAUUUGUGACGUUUGCCGUUUUAGUAUUAGCAGAAGAAAACAAUACCGGUGACAUUGAAGCUCUUAUACAAGAUAUUUUUGGUGAGCCCUGUACUUUGGAGAACGACGUCAUUGGUUCGUGUGUUAAAUACUACCUCUGUAAUGCAAAUGGUACAGUCGUAACCGACGGCGUGGGAGUUUUACAAUCGCGGAACAAACGGGGUUCCUGUUCUAACUUCUUAGACGUUUGCUGCUUACAUGAAAACAUGAACCCUACAAGCAGUAAUAAUGAGGUUCAAAUGCCGCAACAAAAAAAAGGUUGUGGUUGGCGCAAUAAACAAGGUUUAGGUAUGCAGCCAAGUAGCCUCAAGAAGGAUGAAACUAAAAUAGGCGAGUUUCCCUGGACGGCGGUUUUGUUAAGGAAAGAGCCGAGCAAUACAAUAAAGGGAGUUCAUCAGAACACAUACAUCGGCGGUGCAUCUAUAAUACACCCAAGUGUGGUGAUGACAGCAGCUCACGUGGUAACCGGUUCAAACCUGUUCAUCAGAGCCGGAGAAUGGGACACGCAGUCAAAUGACGAACUCUACCCGUAUCAAGAUAGGAAUAUAAGCGAAAUUGUUAUUCAUGACGAGUUUAAUAAACGUAAUUUGUUCAACGACAUCGCUCUCUUGUUCCUGACAAUGCCAUUAGAAUUGGCGCCCAACGUGGGACUCGUGUGUUUGCCAUUACAAAAUUCACCAGUCGCUGAAGGCUUAAGAUGCAUAUCAUCAGGUUGGGGGAAAGAUAAAUAUGGAAAGAACAGCCCGUACCGGGUUGUUAUGAAGAAGGUGGAAGUACCAACGAUCAAUAAUGAGAAAUGUCAAUCAGCUUUUCGUUUGACACGUUUGGGUAAAUUCUUCAAGCUGCAUUCUUCCUUUAUGUGCGCUGGUGGGGAACAGGAUGAAGAUACCUGCCAAGGGGAUGGCGGAUCACCCCUUGUGUGCCCAAUUGGGAAUGACCGCUACGUUCAGAACGGUAUAGUCGCCUGGGGAAUCAACUGUGGGCUGAAAGACACGCCUGCCGCUUAUACCAACGUCACAAACUUCAGACAAUGGGUCGAUAAGAAAGUCAUCGAAAGAGGAUACGACCCUGCAGUAUAUACUUAUUGAAAUAAAAUAAAUUAUUAGCAAUGAUAA